AUGGAGUUAAACAGGGUCGCUGUUCGUGUGGAAGUCUCCGAAAGAAGUCUGUUCUCUUCCAAUUCCCUCUCUGUUUUGGCCUGCAACUAUCCACCGCUUUCUCCGGUGCUGAUCCAUUUAAGGCGGUCUUCGCCACUAAAACAGCACCCACUCCCGCUGCAGCUUGUCGCUGUUUGGCAUUCCCAACCAGCGCGAAACAUCGCCAGCAUUGGUUCGUGCGUGGGUGACACUUCGUCUUACUUAAAGGAGGUUUCAGGCCGUCUAAUGUCUCGCACAGAGGUCGGCCACGACCACCUGGGAUUUGCACUCACCGUGGCACGGGCGCACGCGCGCGUUGUGGGUGGUCCGGGUUGGGCGGGCGAAAAGGGGUCACCGGAUGACUCAUCGGCGCGUGCACAAACCGUUUUAUGGGAAAUUUUGGGUGCUCCGAGUAGGUCUCGCCCUCACUCUACCUUCCUUUGGGAGAAAGGGCGCUGCGUUAACUUGUCGGGUCGCUUUCAGGACGCGUUGGUAGAAGAGUGUCGUAUUAGUCCCGAAAGCCCCACGCAUCCUGAACUCGUAAAUGGCAGUCUUCCCUGA
This is a messenger RNA of Mesocestoides corti, 579 nucleotides long. The record is from the annotation of a GenBank genome assembly. Lineage: Eukaryota; Metazoa; Platyhelminthes; Cestoda; Cyclophyllidea; Mesocestoididae.